CCAAAGCUAGAAAAGAAAAAAGAGAAGAGGAUUUGACUUGGUUUUGAUUUAGAGAAAACAGAAGAAUUGGUAAAGAAUGAAGAAGAAAAUUCAAUCCGAUUGAAUCCAAUUUUGACUUUAAGGAAUAGUCAAUCUGCCAAGCUGCGGUGAGUCGGUGUUUAAAUUGUGUCCUGGUAAGUCUUUUUUUAUAGCUAAUUUAAGCUGUGGAUCGACUUCUUUUUAUUAUUUAUUGUGUGAUUUAGGGCUCGAUCAAGUUGUAUUCAGUUUUGUUUCUAUUUUUUUGUUUGAGUGUUUAAUUAAUUACGGCAGCUUCUUUUAUUUAUUUUUUUGUUUUAGAAAUUUGGGAUUUUUUUUUUUUUUUUUGGGGUAUAUUCUGUACUGUUGCUUUUCUGACUAAAGUGAUAAAGGAUGAAGUUGGAUUUCUGUCUUUAAACUGUUGAGAUUUUGUGUGCAUAACAUUCUGAUUUGAUGAUUUUAAGUUAAGGUUGGGUUAAUGGUUAGUAAAAUUGAAUAACUGUUGCAGUGGAUUAUGCGAAAAAGCGGACACAAGACUGUUAGUUGAGUGGAAACAAGACAAGUUUGGAUCUUUGGGGUCAAGUGGAGACUUUUUAAUGUCUACUUCAGAUCCAGAUAGUAUAUUGCUCGGUUAAUUGAUUGAUAUUAUUGGUUUUGCUUGGUUCGUCUUUGUUUGGGGCAAAAUUGAAGUUUCUUGAGCUUAGUGUGGGUUUUGAUGCCAUUUUAGGAAGUUUCUAUAUUUAUUCAAGUGUUUGUAGAGUGUGUGUUUCUUGGUGAAAAAUGGUUCCAACAGGGCCGCCUCCGAAUCCACUUGGAGGUUCCCAAUCUGUACCGUCUUCAUUACUGCGAUCAAAUUCGGGUGUAAUGAGUGGGGGUCAAGGGGGUGCGAUGCCUUCACCAGGGGGUUUUCCUUCUAUGGUUUCACCUCGGACGAUGUUUGGUAACAUGAAUAUGCUAGGGAAUGGAGGUCCCAAUGUUUCACAUCAGUCCUUUGCAAAUGGAGGUCCUAAUGCUGGUUCUCAGCGUGGUCCGGUUGAUAAUGGGGCUGAGACGGACCCGCUUUCUGGUGUAGGAAAUGGGGGGAUGGGUUUUAGUGCUCCUUCAACGUCGUUUAUGUCAUCAGCUAUGGCAACAAAUCCAAAUACCAGUCAAGUUCAAGGACAGCAGUUCCCUAACCCCUCUGCUGGUAACCACAUGUUGACUGACCAACAACGACCCCAACAGCUUGAUUCCCAGAAUUUUCAACGUAAUCAACAGUUGCAGCAGUUUUCUUCCCCUAACAAUUCCCAAACACAGCAACAGCAGCAUCAAUUUCAAUCCAUGCGUGGUGGAUUAGGAGGCGUGGCACCCGUCAAAAUGGAGCCACAGGGGACAAAUGAUCAAACACCACAGCAGUUGCAAGCUCUGCGAAACUUGGCAAAUGUAAAAAUGGAACCGCAACAGAUUCAAAGUAUGAGAGGUCUUGCGCCUGUCAAAGUAGAGCAACAACAAUCAGACCCAUCUUUGUUUCUACAACAGCAACAACAACAGCAGCAACAGCAGCAGCAGUUCCUUCAGAUGUCCAGGCAGUCCCCUCAAGCUGCUGCUGCUGCACAGCUUCUGCAUCAGCAGAGGCUAAUGCAGUUCCAGCAUCAGCAGCAACUCUUGAAGACUAUCCCUCAACAAAGAAACGCACUACAACAACAAUUUCAAUCACAGAAUCUUGCUAUAAGGCCUCCUGGAAAACCAUCAUACGAGCCCGGGAUGUGUGCGCGUCGGCUGACUCAUUAUAUGUAUCAGCAGCAACAUAGACCUGAAGACAAUAACAUUGAGUUUUGGAGAAAAUUUGUUGCUGAGUAUUUCGCUCCCAGUGCCAAGAAAAAGUGGUGUGUCUCUAUGUAUGGAAGUGGUCGUCAGACUACUGGAGUUUUUCCUCAGGAUGUGUGGCACUGCGAAAUAUGCAACCGCAAGCCAGGCCGUGGGUUCGAAGCGACUGCCGAGGUCUUGCCCAGGCUUUUCAAGAUAAAGUAUGAAAGUGGCACUUUGGAAGAACUUCUGUACGUUGAUAUGCCCCGUGAAUAUCAGAAUUCAUCUGGGCAAAUAGUCUUAGAUUAUGCAAAAGCGAUUCAGGAGAGUGUCUUUGAGCAACUUCGUGUUGUCCGUGAUGGUCAGCUUCGCCUAGUGUUCUCACAACCUGAUUUGAAGAUAGUUUCUUGGGAAUUUUGUGCUCGACGUCACGAGGAGCUUAUCCCUAGAAGAUUGUUGAUACCUCAGGUUAGUCAACUUGGUGCUGCAGCUCAAAAGUACCAGGCUGCCACCCAAAAUGCAUCAUCCAGUGCAUCUGUUUCUGAGUUGCAGAAUAAUUGCAAUAUGUUUGUUGCUUCAGCUCGUCAGUUAGCAAAAGCUUUGGAAGUUCCGUUGGUAAAUGAUUUAGGAUAUACAAAGAGAUAUGUGAGAUGCCUUCAGAUAUCGGAAGUGGUUAAUAGCAUGAAAGAUUUGAUCGACUAUAGCAGGGAGACAAGGACCGGACCCAUGGAGAGCUUGGCUAAGUUUCCUCGUAGGAAUGGCUCUUCAGCUGGGGUACAAGGUCCAGUUCAAUCAUCUGACGAUCACUCUCAGCAGUCACAGCAACAGCAGCAGCAGCAACAACAGCAGCAGCAACAGCAACAGCAGCAACAGACGCAGCAAACAGUCAGUAACUCGAACCAUGAAACCACAGCCCAGCCUGGUUUGAUGCAACUAGCUUCGAGCAAUGGUAUGUCAAAUGUAAACAACUCUUUGAACCAAGUGCCUGCUACUUCGUCUAGUGGUGCUAUUGUUGGACUGCUGCACCAAAAUUCCAUGAACUCCAGGCAACAAAAUCCAGUGAAUGGUGGAAGUAGUGCAUACUCAGGCAAUGCUAUCCAAAUGCCUUCACCAAAUUCUUCAAGUACAAUGCCUCAUUGUCAACCCAACCCCUCUCCAUUCCAAUAUCCAACACCGUCAUCAUCCAACAAUCCACCACAAGCUUCACACAGUGGCUUAUCAUCAGCACAACACAUGAACUCUGCAAAUUCCCCAAAAAUCUCAAUGCAGCAACCAGCCCAUUCAAGUGACGUGGAUGCUAAUGACACUCAGAGUUCUGUACAAAAGAUUAUACAUGAAAUGAUGAUGUCUUCACAGCUAGGUGGUGGCGGCAUGGUAGGUAGUGGUGCUAUUGGGAAUGAUAUAAAAAAUGUACAUGGAAUGUUGGCAACAAGUAAUAAUUCCAUUCUCAAUGGAAGCAACUGCCUUGUUAGGAAUGGGACAGCCAGCGCUAAUGGUACAGGUGUUGGUGCUGGAUUUGGGAGUAUGAACAAUGGACUGGGCCAAGCUGCAAUGGCUAAUGGAAUUCGGGCUGCAUUGGGUAAUAAUCCUUCCGCCAUGAAUGGGUUAGUGGGCAUGACAAUGGCGAGAGAGCGAAGUAUGAGUCAACAGCAACAAGAUAUUGGAAACCAACUGCUUAGUGGUCUAGAAGCAGUCAACGGUUUUAACAACCUUCAGUUUGACUGGAAAACAUCUCCUUAAAAAGGUUCAAGUUGGCAAUUAUUAGUCUUCGUUCUGCUGCUUGUGCUGGAAAGAUAACUUAGAGUUUGCCUCGCAUGAUGAGAGUAGCCAUGGUUGCUGAAGCAGAAGCGGU
Lycium ferocissimum is the source of this 3652-nucleotide messenger RNA. RefSeq names its product transcriptional corepressor SEUSS-like. The record is from RefSeq and is a predicted model, not a curated record. The transcript has 10 exons. Gene Ontology annotation, biological process: positive regulation of transcription by RNA polymerase II; negative regulation of transcription by RNA polymerase II. Gene Ontology annotation, cellular component: transcription regulator complex; nucleus. Bases 796 to 3540 code for a protein of 914 amino acids. Lineage: Eukaryota; Viridiplantae; Streptophyta; Magnoliopsida; Solanales; Solanaceae.